GGGCAAGAGUGUCCAGCAGACAGUGGAGCUCCUCACCAGGAAAUUGGAGAUGCUCGGGGCAGAGAAACAAGGGACAUUUUGUGUGGACUGUGAGACUUACCACACAGCUGCCUCUACCCUGGGCAGCCAAGGCCCCAUUUGGGGAGCAACGAUCUUUUCCUUCUCCUGUUGAAGAGGAUUUUCCAUCAGUGGCAAAAGUUCACACGUGUGCGCUUGUCCAGGCGCCAAGAGUAACUUUUGCAAACGCUGCCUCGGGGAAACUCCAUGGUUCGCUGGCUGCCGCUGCACCGUAAAGAAAACAAAACCAAAAAGCAAGCAGGAGUGGAAAAGGCCUCUCUGGAGCGGUGAGACAAAUUAAAGGUAAUAGAGAAAAGGAAAACCCAGCCAAUGAUUAUGUGAUAAUAUGGAAGAAGAUGGGAAAAAACUGUUUAAUGGAACAAAACACUUUAACAUCAAGAAUGUUGGAGAUAAAAUCUAUUUGUAAAGAACCAGGGUUUCCCAAGGACAGGCACAUCCUGGCAAGUGAAGACUUGUGAUUAAGAGAGUGGCGACUGCUCUAAAACAUGGAUAGAUGCAAACAUGUAGGGCGGUUACGGCUCGCCCAGGACCACUCCAUCCUAAACCCUCAGAAGUGGUGCUGUCUGGAGUGCUCCACCACGGAGUCUGCGUGGGCCUGCCUCAAGUGUUCCCACGUGGCCUGCGGCCGCUACAUUGAAAACCAUGCACUGAAACACUUUGAAGAGACGGGACACCCGCUGGCCAUGGAGGUCCGGGAUCUCUACGUGUUCUGCUACGUGUGCAAGGAUUACGUGCUCAAUGACAACCCCGAGGGGGACCUGAAGCUGCUCAGAAGCUCCCUCCUGGCGGUGCAAGGCCAAAAGCAGGACCAGCCCGCGAGGCGUGGGCGGAUGCUACGGUCUACAGCUGCAGGCGAGGACGUGGUCCCACCGCAGCGCACUCCUCAGGGACAGCCACAGAUGCUCACCGCUCUGUGGUACAGGCGCCAGCGCUUGCUGGCCAAGACGCUGCGACUGUGGUUCGAGAAGAGCUCCAGGGGCCGAGCGCAGCUGGAGCAGCGGCGGCGGGAGGAGGCGCUGGAGCGCAAGAAAGAGGAGGCCCGGCGGCGGAGGCGCGAGGUCAAGCGGCGACUGCUGGAGGAGCUGGCCAGCGCGCCGCCGCGAAAGAGUGCGCGCCUGCUCCUGCACGCGCCCGGGCCUGUGGCCGUGCGCCCUGCUACCCUCGCUACCUCCCGGCGCGCGCCCGCGGCUACACUUAAGCCGCGCCGGCAGCCGGCGGUGGCCCCAGGUGUCACCGGCCUACGCAAUCUGGGCAACACCUGCUACAUGAACUCCAUCCUCCAGGUGCUUAGCCACCUUCAGAAAUUCCGGGAAUGCUUCCUGAACCUCGACCCUUCCACCUCUGAGCAUCUGUUUCCCCAAGCAACCAACGGGAAGGCUCAGCUCUCUGGUAGGCCAGCCAGCAGCUCUGCCGCAGAGUUAUCAGUAAAGAGCGACCCUGCCCAGGGAUACGAACCUCAAGGCUUCUGCUGGAACAGUGGAGCCUCGAUCAGCAAGAGCCUGGAGCUCAUUCAGAACAAGGAACCCAGUUCAAAGCACAUUUCCCUCUGCCACGAACUGCACACCCUCUUCCGAGUCAUGUGGUCUGGGAAGUGGGCACUGGUAUCGCCCUUUGCCAUGCUUCACUCAGUGUGGAGUCUCAUUCCCGCCUUCCGUGGCUACGACCAGCAGGACGCACAGGAAUUUCUCUGCGAACUGCUGCACAAGGUGCAGCAGGAACUUGAGUCUGAGGGCUCCACGCGCCGGAUCCUCAUCCCCUUCUCCCAGAGGAAGCUCACCAAACAGGUCUUAAAAGUGGUGAACACCAUAUUUCACGGGCAGCUGCUCAGUCAGGUUACAUGUGUAUCAUGCAAUUAUAAAUCCAAUACCAUUGAGCCCUUUUGGGAUCUGUCCCUGGAAUUCCCUGAACGCUACCACUGCAUAGAAAAGGGGUUUGUCCCUUUGAAUCAGACAGAGUGCCUGCUCACUGAGAUGCUGGCCAAGUUUACCGAGACAGAGGCCCUGGAGGGGAGAAUCUACGCUUGUGACCAGUGUAACAGCAAACGACGAAAAUCUAACCCCAAACCCCUUGUUCUGAGUGAAGCCAGAAAGCAGUUAAUGAUCUACAGACUACCUCAGGUCCUCCGGCUGCACCUUAAAAGAUUCAGGUGGUCUGGCCGUAAUCAUCGUGAGAAGAUUGGGGUCCAUGUCGUCUUUGACCAGGUAUUAACCAUGGAACCUUACUGCUGCAGGGACAUGCUCUCCUCUCUUGACAAAGAGACCUUUGCCUAUGAUCUCUCCGCAGUGGUCAUGCAUCACGGGAAAGGGUUUGGCUCAGGACACUACACAGCCUAUUGCUACAACACAGAGGGAGGUUUUUGGGUCCACUGCAAUGACUCAAAGCUGGAUGUAUGCAGUGUCGAGGACGUGUGCAAAACCCAGGCCUACAUCCUUUUUUACACUCGAAGAACAGUUCAGGGCAGCGCAAGACUCUCAGAAACCCAACUCCGAGCUCAGGUGCAGUCCAGCAGCAAGGACGAAGGCAGAACAUACGCACUCCCCUGACUGGGAGGCAUGCAUUAAAAUGUCCUUACCUUUUUCCUCAUGGGUAAUAAGGCUUGCACAGUAACAGAUCACUGGGCUUGCCUCUCUAGGCCUAAAGGAGAGAAUGCCAGGUGAUUCCUGCCCUGUCAAAAAAUUGGUAGUCACUUUCUUUUGAAAACAUUUGAAAAUUCCCUCCUUUCAUAAAACAAAUCUAAAGGAGUAACUUCUAUGAAGAUUCUUUUGUCAGUUGCUUCUGGAUAGUUGAGGGACCUGGAGGGGGGUAGGCAAGUGAUCACCCAGCCAGGAGAGCAGCCAUGCCUGUCUUCUCUCUGUCGUGAGCCCCCUACUCAUCAGGAUCUUUCUGCAGCACUGCAGAGCACAUGAGGAGGGGCCCAGGGCUGGCAGCUGGUGGGAAAGAUUGGUUCCAGAGUGGAAGGUAAAGUCACAGGAUUUAUCUCACAGAAGAGGUGACCAUCAAGGGAGUGAGGGGCAUGGAGCAGAUCUCCUGUGCCAAAUAGGAAGGCUUUUCAGAGCUGGGUUCCUCCUGAGCUGCUGUCAUCUCGCUCUACACGGACUGGGAGACAGGGCCUAGCAGUCCCUUCCCUUUGAAGAGGCAGUCAUAGGAGGCACAGACCAGCGCAUGGUCGGUCUGUGCAUGUUAAGCCAGACACUCCUGACUCCUCCAGUCCUGUAGCAGGACCCUGGCUCAGGUCUGGAACCAGCUCGUGGUUUGGGUCAGUGGUCAGAAGCCUUCUCAGAAUUCGGGAAGGCGAGUUGGGAUUGUCCCAGUGCCUGCUGCCCUAUGGUCUUACCUUGUGUGCUACGUAGCUUCUCUCCUGCACCUACAACAUUGGUGCUCACAAGAUUUGGAUCUUUCGCUUCCCUAGGAACUGACCGUGUGUCCAGCUCUUGGUUGUGGCCUUUCAUGUUCUCUUCCCACUCGCUACCCAUUCUCUCCAGCCCUCAGUCCAUGAAGUAGAGAGACUCCUGUCUUUUACUCUGCUAUUAGUAAAAACACAUCUUUAAAAUUUGCUCCAUUUCUAAAUGGAGUCAAAUGCCCAGGCAGAAGCACAGUAAACUCUCAUUCUCUCUGCAGUGACCUGUGCAAUGCCCACAGCCUCUCCUGUGAAUAAGUAGCUUGUGUUAAGUAGUACAGUUGUCACUUGAAGGGAGUUGAAGGGGGGGGCACAGAGACAGUGAGGCUGAAGGAGGCACUGUUGCGUUUCCCAGGCACACCCGUAGUAUUCACUGCUGCCCUCAGUGGAGAUGAACUCCCGUAGGCCUGCCAGACAUCACUGAGACAUGGAAGAAAUCAGACAGAAAACAGCUCCCUGACAGGGAUGAGUGGCUAGAUUUAAACUUGCCUUUUUACAACACUGUGAGAUUUCUGUAUCAGCUUUUAUUUGGAAGCGAUAAUGUAUGGCAUUUUUGUGCUGCUUGGUUUUUACUGUCUACUGCAGGCUUUUUUGUGAGCUUUGCACGGCCUCCUCCUCUCCAGGACACUGUUUUAAAGUGUCCCGGUUGUCCACACUGCCUGAGGUCCACAUUACCAAGGUACAUGAUAGUGAUUUGUUACCAUGGUAGCAAAGCCCAUUCAAAAACAAAGCUCGGUGUGCUGGUACACCCCUGGAAGGACGGCACUUGCUUGGGUGAGGCAGGAGGAUUAUGAGUUUGAGGCUACAUCGUGAGACCUUGUCUGAAAAAUGAAAAUAACAAACUAUUGGGAGUAAAAAAGGAAACAAGACUGGAUUGCACCUCAUCUUAAACCCUGUGUUGUUUAUUCUAGAAAGAGAACUUGCAGGCAAAGAAUACAGAUCUGACUGUUUAGAGGGGAAAACAUUAAUCAAUAUAAACACUUAAAGGAAAAUUAGAAGGUUCUAAUUCAAUUUUUUAAAAAAAAAAAGUUUUUUGUUUUUUUUUUUUUGUUGUUUUUUCGAGACAGGGUUUCUCUGUGGUUUUGGAGCCUGUCCUGGAACUAGCUCUUGUAGACCAGGCUGGUCUCGAACUCACAGAGAUCCGCCUGCCUCUGCCUCCCGAGUGCUGGGAUUAAAGGCGUGCGCCACCACCGCCCGGCCAAAAAAGAAGUUUUGUAUCAACUAUCAGCAAGACCAGUAAGCAGAAUGGGGACUUUAUAAAUGUUUAGCUGACCUGAACACCCACAUAUGAGAUUAAUGAGUUAAAAUGAGUUCUAACUAAAACUAGCUGUCUCCACUGAGCCACCCUCAUGAAGGUGCCACCGCAACCAGACAGCACUUCAGGCAGCAGGAGCAGUAGCAUGGAUCUCUGUUGUAGAAGCACUGUGCACUGUCUGGGCUGCUGUGCUGUGCUGUGCUCCCUCUGCUGCCUGCAGCGCCUAAGAGGGCUGUGUCAGUUGGCAUCACACUGAGACAUUCUGAAGAGAACAGAUAGAUCAUGACUCGCUGGCCCCAGGCCAAAUGCCAGGUGCUGCUUUGCCAGCAGCAGUCUCUCUCUGAACCCUUUGUAAUCGGCUGGUGUGUUUACUUACCACUGUAGCCAGCCAAGAUGAAUACACCCCAGCCCUCAAAAAUGAUUUCUUACCUCAGUCUAGCCUGGCCCUCAUGCUCGUGGUUGCCCCUAAGAGCAGCACCCAUGCUAGUGCAGAAGUAGCAGGGAUACCCGUGGCAGCCAGGAACUGCAGCUCUCAUCAAGCCGCAGGCAGAGCUCUUGCCAGCUUUACCAGCUUUAACCAGCCCCUCUGGCUGAAAUAGGAGGGCAGUGCCACAUGGUAAAGAAUUCUAGAUGUCUCUAAAAAUGCCAUGAAUAAAGCUGUAAACUGUAGAAGUGUUCGUGUGUCCUAUGGACUCGAUAGCAGAGUUUAUUUUUGUUCACGGUGGCAAGGCUUCUAGAGUCCAUGAUCGUGUGAGUCCCCUGCUCUGGUUAUGCCUUCAGCUCCAUCCACAUUCAGGGGACAAACCAAUGUGGUGGGCUGGCUGGCAGUGCUCCAGAGUGCUGAGAGGUCGACAGUAGUGCAGAAUGAAAACUUGGUGGCGGGGGUGGGGGGAAGCCAGGGAGAUCUGACAUUUGUUUUACUGAUAAAGCUUUGUGAACUAAUUUUAUACAAUUCAUAAAAUUUGGUGCCUUGUUCUUAAUUACAGUUUGCAUGAGAUUGAAAAGUUAAGGGGAAGGGUUCCUUUUUGUUAUGUCAAGUGGCAGGUGGAUCUGUAGUGUUUAAAGGGUAUGUGUUAUCAGAUUUUAUAGAACAUUCUUAUCUCCUGUGUAUGAAUGCAAAUUGUCCUUACCAGCAAGUUCUUGAGUUCCAGUGUCCAUAAUUGUAUUUAUAAUCAUCCAUCAGAUAGCUGUCUUUCAAGGCAGCCAACAUACACUACUGUUGUUCAUUGCCUCUUGUAUAUGCUGAACAUUAAUGCUGACCUUUUCUGGAAAGUGACCCUUUCCUGAAUGUGUACCACAUCCCUAUCUGGGGUUGCAGCUUAUGUGUGGAAGGGUUUCCAGCUAGUUGGGAGAGCCAAAUGAUCAGAAGUUAGGCAAUCAAUGGCAGUGGAAUCUUCAUCGAUUCUGGAGUCCUUCUGCACAAACCAUCAGGAAGCAGUGUAGGAAACAAUCCCCCCACAUGUGAACCUUUAGAUUGUAAAACAAACCAGUACACUGUGUAAUAUGCAGAGUGAGUGAUGCAAAAAUGAUGUCCCUGACAUCACCACUCAGGACUUCCUGGGCAGAUGCAGCUGGGAUGGUGCUAAGUGACUGGAAGGUUAGCAAGACUUGGGCUGUUCACAGCCUGUCUUUCACGCCAGCCCAAGGGUUUCCAACUGAGCUCUUGAGACUUCCCCAAAGGUGUUGACAGGUUCGCCAUUCAAAGCGCAUUUGGUAUUGGGUCUCUCAGCCCAGUUCCUAAUUGGGACUAAUUAGGUAAAGAGUGCAUCUUUGGGGUGAAAUUUUCCAGGGUCACUUGGUUUUUACCAGCUAAGAGUGGAUCUCUCGGGUGGUUCUCUUUUUGUCAGCGCUAAAGCGCCUUCUCAGAGUUGUGCACGUCAUCUCUUCCACAUUCCUGUCUGCUCUCAGUCCAGAAUUAUCCUUUAACCACUAUUUACUUGUCAACUCACACAUGGCUGUAACUACACGACAGCUUAGUAGCCAUGGGCAAGCGGUCACUUUUGUUAACUCUGUCCAUACUUAUGCUGGCAUGUUUCUUUUAAAAUACAACAGCUGCUGACGAAAUAGCUCACUGCUACGGCACUUAGCUAGCAUGCCUGAGACAAUGGGUUCCAGGUCACAUAAACCAGUUUAAACAAAAACUGCCAAACCAGCGUUAUGACUUCAAAAAGCAAGAGUAAAGUUACUUGAGAUUCUAUCUUAAAUUUGGAAUGAAAAAAAAACUAUAUUUUUAAAAGCUAUGUCUUAAUUCUAUCUCGAUUCUGAUUUUCAAAUUUUUAACUAACUAGACUACUCAGCUAUAGAAUCAUAUAGCACACUUUAAGGUUUUAUUCUUCAAAACAACAAAACCAGGCUGCUAUUUCCUAGCUUAGCUGCGGUCCUGUGGGGUUCUGCAUCUAUAAUACAGCUUACAAAGCUGCUUCCUAGUCACUUUAUGGGCCUUUGGAAGUAAUGGCUUCAAACCCAAGCCUUAUCCAUGUAUCAUAGUCAUGACCCUGCUCCCCUCCCCUUUUUUUUCCCAAGUCAUGGUCUCACUGUGUAGCCCUGGUUAGCCUGGAACUUUAGACGAGGCUGGCCUCAGAGAUCCACAUGCCUCUGGGAUUAAGUAUGUGCCAUGAAGCCCAGUCUCUUAAUAGUUUCUAAAACAGACUUCAGAGUAUCUGUGACUCAGAGUAAACUCUAGAUUCGUGUGAAGCCAAUUCUAGGCCUGAAUUUACUCACAGUUUCUGCUGGCCCGCAUCACAUCACACAGGUUCUUCAUUCACAAGAAAAUGGUAUCCCCAGCCCAUAUCAUACAUGGCGUAGUCAGUGCAGUGCUUACCUAGCAAGCCUGAGGCUCAGAGUUUGAUCCCAGCACCACGUAAAACCAGGCAUGGUAGAGCACACUUGGACUCCCACAGUUUCCCACAGUUGGUGGAGGCAACAAGAUAAGGAGUUCAGGGCCAUCUUCAACUGAGGCUAGCCUAGGCUGCAGAUAUCCUGCCUCCAGAAAAGAAAAAAGAAAAAAAAAAAAGGCUUUUUCCCCGCUUUCUUUCAGUGGGUGUUUGGAAGUCACAUCAUGAGUGUCUGGAAAGCAGCCAGCAGUAACUGUCAUCGUCAUGCAGCUGUGGCCCAGUUACACUGGCCCUUCUCAUUCGUGCCCUGUUAUCCAAGACCAGUUCCAAAAGGGCCUUUGCACAAAAAAAGCAGUAUUUUUUUUUUUUUUUUAAUGCCAGUAAAUUUGACUAAAUGAGACUCUGGAGAGCCUACUUCUAGCACCAGCUUGUCCCCCGGCCACAGGAGUCUGCACAGAACACAGCCAGGCACUAGCAUGAGUCGGGGUAGGUAGUUGCUUCCCACUAACAAGGUGACUCCACCCACACAUCAGUGCUCUCUUCUGCCACCAACUCUCUCUAUUCCAACAACAGUGCCUCCCUGGUGCCUGGAAAACCCAUCUGGUGAACUAAAAUGCCAAACAACAGCAAAUGGCUUCUUCCCCAGGAAUGCUCACCAGCAGUAACUGCUCGAGAGUCAGCUGCGCAGCUCAGCUUUAUCACUGUGCAGCAGGACGUUCCCUUUCAAUGUCUUUUUUUCUAUUCUCUUUUUUAAAUGAGACAAACAUCUCCAUUACAAUUCAUGUUUGGGGCUCAUUGCUGUCUCUUGAGUGUGAAA
Messenger RNA from Chionomys nivalis (European snow vole), 8381 nucleotides. It is a transcript of the gene Usp49, whose product is annotated as ubiquitin specific peptidase 49. Gene Ontology annotation, molecular function: zinc ion binding; cysteine-type deubiquitinase activity. The record is from RefSeq and is a predicted model, not a curated record. Bases 564 to 2621 code for a protein of 685 amino acids. Gene Ontology annotation, cellular component: cytoplasm. Lineage: Eukaryota; Metazoa; Chordata; Mammalia; Rodentia; Cricetidae. Gene Ontology annotation, biological process: protein deubiquitination. The transcript has 9 exons.